AUGAAGCUUGUCGGCAAACACAUCGAAAAGGACCACUCGGGCCAUGUCACCGUCAGACCCGAGGAAGACGAGGACAUGUGGCAUCUCUACAACCUCAUCCAAGAGGGAGACCGCGUCCGUGCCCCUGCCAUACGCCGCGUCCAGAAUGUCUCUGCGACGGGAUCGACAGAGUCCCAUCGCAUCCGCACAACUCUCACUCUGCAAGUCACCCGCGUCGAAUUCUCCCCCUCCGCUAUUCCCUCUUCCAUGGAAUCAACGUCGUCGGCGCCUCCACUGCCGACCGCAUCCAUGCAGGUCUCCGGCCGUGUCGCCGUGGAGAACGCUCACGUCAAGCUCGGAGCAUUUCACACCCUCGACAUCGAGGCCAAUCGUGAUGUUCGCAUAGAAAAGGCGGAGUGGGACAGCAUCGCACUAGAGAGGAUCAGAGAUGCUUGCGUACCUGGGCGUGGUGCAGAGGUAGGCGCGAUCGUAUGUGGAGAAGGCACUGCUGCGUUCUGUCUCCUGUCUCAGCAUAUGACCGUCGUGCGACAACGCAUCGACGUCCCGAUUCCUCGCAAGCGCACGGGUUCUGCGACAGCCCAUGAGAAGGGGCUCGCGCGAUUCUACAACGUGCUCUACCAGACGUUCCUCCGGCAUAUACCGUAUUCAAGCCCUGGCCUCCGAGCAAUCGUCAUCGCAAGUCCCGGGUGGGUUCGGGACGCCGUCUUUGACCACAUCAUGGCGGAGGCUACACGAACGUCCAACAAACCUCUACUUGCUGCACGGUCAAAGUUCGUGCGUGUUCAUGUGAACAGCCCUCAUGUUCAUAGUUUAGUGGAGGUGCUGAAGAGCCCAGAGAUCGUCGCGCAAUUGAAAGAAACAAAAUUCGCUCGUGAGGGCAUCAUGCUUGACAAGUUCUUCAAAAUGCUCGGCUCAGACGAGCAACGAGCAUGGUACGGACCAGACCACGUCGCUCUUGCGAUCGACCGAGGCGCGGUCGGCACCCUCCUCAUCUCCGACGAAUUGUUCCGUGCGAGUGACCCUGUGCUACGCAAAAAAUAUGUUACGCUCGUGGAAGACGUGCGCGAUAAAGGGGGCGAGGUGUUGAUGUUUUCAAGUAUGCAUGAGAGCGGGCAGCAACUUAACCAGAUAACGGGCAUUGCUGCGAUCCUCACAUUUCCGCUGGACGUGGAAAUUGUGGAAGCGGAAGAGAGGGAAGCGAAGGAGGAGGAAGAAAGGAAAAAGAGAGAAGGUGAAGGUGGAGAAGGAGAAUGA
Heterobasidion irregulare TC 32-1 is the source of this 1254-nucleotide messenger RNA. RefSeq lists its product as uncharacterized. NCBI's taxonomy places the organism in Eukaryota, Fungi, Basidiomycota, Agaricomycetes, Russulales, Bondarzewiaceae. Gene Ontology annotation, cellular component: cytoplasm. Gene Ontology annotation, biological process: RNA surveillance; ribosome disassembly; nuclear-transcribed mRNA catabolic process, non-stop decay. The record is from RefSeq and is a predicted model, not a curated record. Bases 1 to 1254 code for a protein of 417 amino acids. The transcript is spliced from 8 exons.